Molecule: messenger RNA, 633 nt
Organism: Prosopis cineraria
Lineage: Eukaryota; Viridiplantae; Streptophyta; Magnoliopsida; Fabales; Fabaceae
Product: probable histone H2B.3
Exons: 1
Coding region: 51-485 (144 amino acids)
Biological process (GO): nucleosome assembly
Cellular component (GO): nucleosome
Molecular function (GO): protein heterodimerization activity; DNA binding; structural constituent of chromatin
Source: RefSeq, a predicted model, not a curated record
UCUGUUUCUCGCGUUGAUUGUCUAAAACAAAGAAAAUCAGCUUUCUGAGAAUGGCAAAGGCAGAGAAAAAGCCAGCAGAGAAGAAGCCAGCGGAGGAGAAGAAGACCGCUGACAAGUCUCCGGCGCCUGCGGAGAAGAAGCCUAGAGCAGAGAAGAAGAUAGCGAAGGAAGGUGGUUCUGAUAAGAAAAGGAAGAAGUCGAAGAAAAGCGUGGAGACUUACAAGAUCUACAUCUUCAAGGUAUUGAAGCAGGUUCACCCUGAUAUAGGAAUCUCGAGCAAGGCGAUGGGGAUAAUGAACAGCUUCAUCAACGAUAUAUUUGAGAAGCUAGCUCAGGAAUCUUCUCGUUUGGCGCGCUACAACAAGAAGCCGACCAUCACCUCUAGGGAGAUCCAAACCGCAGUGAGACUGGUUCUUCCAGGAGAGCUGGCAAAGCACGCUGUUUCUGAGGGUACAAAGGCUGUUACCAAGUUCACGAGUUCUUAGGUUUUUCUUUUUAUGUAUUUGCUUGUUAGGGUUUUGGUAUUAGAAGUGCGAAUCCGAUGUUUCACGACACUUGUGAAGUGGGGACAUGCUAGCCUUUGUAAUUUUCUCUUUGUGAUGCAAAUGAAGCUCUAAAUUGUCAGUUCCCUCA